AUGGAAAGCAUUUCAGACAAAACCACCUUAGACAUUGCUCUUCUCGCACACAUCUCAAACUAUUCCACUGGUCAAUCCGCCCGGAGACACCGUACAAACUUGAAUAGUGCUCUAAUUUCAGACGACACUCCUUCUCGACAUUGUUGUUGUUGUCGGGACAUGACGGAGCUGUUUGAUCUCAGAGAGCUGCGAAUUUUGGACAUGGCUUGAGGGUGAGUUGAAAUUCAAGCAAAAAAUCGAUUUUCAUCCACUUAUUUUCAGUCUGCAAGAGUUGAUGUGUUCGGACACUACGAAUCGAUGGACGCCGUGCAAAAAUUGGCUUCGGACGCUAAUAAUUUAUACUUUUUAUAA
Caenorhabditis sp. 36 PRJEB53466 is the source of this 351-nucleotide messenger RNA. The record is from the annotation of a GenBank genome assembly. Lineage: Eukaryota; Metazoa; Nematoda; Chromadorea; Rhabditida; Rhabditidae.